Chelonoidis abingdonii (Abingdon island giant tortoise) is the source of this 2257-nucleotide messenger RNA. RefSeq names its product oxidoreductase NAD binding domain containing 1 (gene OXNAD1). Gene Ontology annotation, molecular function: oxidoreductase activity. Gene Ontology annotation, cellular component: mitochondrion. NCBI's taxonomy places the organism in Eukaryota, Metazoa, Chordata, Testudines, Testudinidae. The record is from RefSeq and is a predicted model, not a curated record.
GCUUAGUGGCCAGAGCUAAGGCGGGGGCGGGGAGGACCCGUGCUCUGCCUGCGGGAGGUGGCGGAGUUAUGUUUGGCUGCAUCUGUAGUCGGAGAUUUCCUGUGAUGCGGUUUCGGCCAGAUGUGACAGAAAUCUAAGACAAGUGUAACCUUUCCACCAGUCUGAGUUACAGCAAGAAGGGCAGGGUUCAGUGCCUGGGGGUUCGGUUUCUAUAACAGGGAAUAGCGGUUCAGAAAGUGACAGACGUAGGAGAAUGAGUGUGGCUGACAGCAAAUGUUUCCACCUGGUGCAACAACCUAAUCUAGCAAUGUUGAUCUCCUAUAACAUGUUGCACACAUGUAAACAUUAUAUAAAACAUAUUGCUUAUAUGCUCAUUAAUAGUGGCAGCAAUCAGCCUUAGGAUACCUCUAAAAUAAGUUUGCAAUUAUGACUCUUCUGUAGAAGUAACAGUAUGUUUAUAAGGCCCUCCUGUUAUGCUCUUAAGAAAAAAGAAAAGACUGGCAGCUUUUUGAGCUAGCGACUUUGGCCAGGAAACACCAUGGCCCACACUACCAUUUCUGCAGCUUUUGCUAUUCCUCAGUUACUGAGAGGUACUGCUCGUAUUUCCCCGCUUCGUUCUGCAUUGUUACGGUUGAAGUACUCUGCUUUGUGUUCCUGCACAAUGAAUGGCACAAUGAAAUCCAAAAAGAAAACAGAUCAUCUGGAGAGAACGGCAAAUAACUUUCGACAGGAGGUUAUUUCUCCAGCAAAAGUGUGUGGCAUCACCAAUGAAUCUGAAACAGUUAAAAGACUUCGCUUGGCUGUCACAAAUAAGGAUUUUACUUUUAAAGCAGGACAGUGGGUAGAUUUCUUUAUUCCUGAAGUUGCCGUAGUUGGUGGGUUCUCAAUAUGUUCCAGCCCUGGUCUACUGGAACAAGAUGGAGUAUUGGAACUGGCAGUAAAACAUAAUGUACAUCCUCCUGCUCACUGGAUUCACACUCAGUGCUCUCUUGACUCAGAAGUGGCUCUGCGAGUGGGAGGCAAUUUCUUCUUUGAUCCUCAACCUGCUGACUCCCCUGUAAACCUUGUGCUGAUAGCAGGGGGAGUAGGAAUCAACCCAUUGUUUUCCAUACUGCUACAUGUAGCAGAUUUUCAUAGAAAUCAAGAAAGUGAAAAAAAUGGGUAUAAAAUGGGAACAGUGAAGCUGUACUAUAGUGCAAAAAACACAAAUGAACUCUUAUUUAAGAAUAAUAUCUUUGGUUUGAUGAACGAAUUUCCUGGAAAGAUCACAUGUAGUUUCCAUGUUACUCAACAGAGUUCACAAAUCUGUGAAGAACUUCAGCCAUAUAUCACUGAGGGAAGAAUAUCUGAAAAGGAACUAGAAAAACAUGUGUCUAAGGAUACUUUAUGGUACAUCUGUGGUCCACCUCCAAUGAUAGAAUCUAUAUCCAAACUACUAGAAAACUUUGGUGUUCCUACAGACUGCAUUUACUUUGAAAAGUGGUGGUAGCAACAGCUACUUAGCAGAAAAUAAAAACUGAAAACAACUAAUCUAUGUAUUUUAAUAAAUAAGAAGUGCCUGAAAUGCACAGAAGAUGGACUCUACUAUGACCUCACGGACUGUAAGAUUUCACUAUACGCACAUGAAAUCUUCUUGUAUCUAAUAACAAUUCCUAAAUUAUCUUAUUAUGCACUCUGAUUUGGGUCAUUAUUGCUUUUGGAAAAAAACUGUAUUUUAUAUUAAAGACAUGAGCCAUUUGAUUUUUGUAUUUCACUCAUUUGCUACUGAUUGAUUUGUGUAGUACUCUUUUUUUUUUUUUUAUUAAUUAGGCAGCUUUUUAAACAUUCAAAUACUGUUUUCAUUACGACUGUAACUUGCAAUUAACUAAAUGUGUAAAAAUGACCAGAUGUAGUUUGUAAUGUAUUAAUUCCGACCAUAAUUUUGUAAGCUAAGCAAGGCCAGACUAGGUCACUAGUUGGUGAGGGUCUCCUCUCCCAGCUGUUGCAGGUAGUGAUAUUGACACAAUACCAAUAUUGGCACAAUUCCCAGAGUCCUAUUUAGAUGCUGCAGCCUGAUGAGGGUGCUGUUUUCCUGCAACUACUCUUCUUUGAAUGAGAUGUAAAACAGGUCUUGACCACUUCUGGGUAUUAAAGAUCCUAUAAUAUUUUCAAAAGUCUAGAGCAGUCUCACCUUCUCUUGGGCUUAUUCUAAAUUACAUUCUGCUUAUCUAAACUUACUUUUAUUUAAUUGGAUAAAUUUACCCAUUCACUUUCUGUU